Molecule: messenger RNA, 1296 nt
Organism: Cyclospora cayetanensis
Lineage: Eukaryota; Apicomplexa; Conoidasida; Eucoccidiorida; Eimeriidae
Exons: 10
Coding region: 1-1296 (431 amino acids)
Source: RefSeq, a predicted model, not a curated record
AUGAGUAAAUCGCUCGUGGCAGCAACAAGCGGUGCCCUUGCCGCCUGCGCUUCCACUGUCGCUGUUUUCCCGCUGGACACAUUGCUCGUGCAUCAUCAGGCCUCGGUGUCAAAACAGCCGAGGACGUUGUUGCAGCACCAACAGAAGCGGCAUCGGAGUGUGUUGCAAGCACUCAUAGAUGCGCUGCAGGAGUUGUUGCAGCAAGAAGAUGCAGCCUCCGUCGCGGGUUCUACCCCGAAGACGCGUCGGCACAAAAGCACACUUACUGACCUCGUCAACCGUAUCAGCCGCCUGUACAGUGGCCUUGGUAUCAAAUUAGCCGAGCAGGUUGCACGGAAUUUCGUCUACUUUUACUUCCGAGCAGCAAAACGCUUCGGCUCAUUAGGAACGGCUGGAACCUUGUUGAUGGCUGUUCUUGCGGCACUGGGAACGCAGCUUUUGACGGCUCCUCUUGAUGUUACCAGCACGCAUGCGCAGCUUUGCAGAUUACCGCUGCGCACGAUCUUCCUUAGAAUCCUCCGCACCGAAGGGGAUGCCUCCACGGUUGCAGCCACUGCUGACGCUGCUGCUGCUGAUGCAGCCACUGCUGAUGCAGCCACUGCUGAUGCUGCUGCUUUGCUGCAUGUGCUGCAUUGCGGUGUGUCUGUCGCGACAGGCCCGUGGGGCUUUUAUCGUGGGUUUGGAGCUGCGCUGUGCCUCUGUGCAAAUCCUGCCAUCACCAACGCAACUUUUGACAGCCUAAAGCUGUGGCUGCAGAUGGUCAAUUUGCUAAGGUCUCGUCGUUUUAUGGAUCCGAUCACGGAUGAUGAUACACCUGUUGAGCGCUUCGGAGUGCUGCUGCAAGCUCGCCUUUUGGAGAGAGGCGCAAAAAUGCAUGGCAGCUCAGACAGUUGCCAACAAGAACACCAAGAAUUGGCUCUAAUAUCGGGAGGCACUGGCUCGUCUUCUACGCCUUGGCAUGGGCAGCAGCAGCAGCAAACAAAAGUGCCCCGUGCGCUGUCUGUACAGUCGGCGCUGGAUAGGGAGUUGCAGGUGCAACUGAUUGCUGCAGCACCGACCUCGGCAUACAUCUGUUCAGACAAUUUGCGAAAGCCGGCAUCCUUUUGUCUCUCCGAUUGCAGAGGUGUUAGUAUGCCUUGUGCAAGGCGAGAAUAUGCGGCCUCUAAAGUCUCUCACGGGGCCCCCUACACACCCCCCGCAGUGGGCUGUGAAUGGGGGAGAAAGCCUCGCACUGGCUGGCACUUUUCUCGAGUUUCUCUCCUCCCUGCCACGACUUGCGACGGCAACACGCAGUAG